Molecule: messenger RNA, 685 nt
Organism: Stylophora pistillata
Lineage: Eukaryota; Metazoa; Cnidaria; Anthozoa; Scleractinia; Pocilloporidae
Product: transmembrane protein 163a
Cellular component (GO): membrane
Source: RefSeq, a predicted model, not a curated record
UUGCUUACUGUGUCUAGAUAUCAGUGAACAACUCUCCACAAGAGAUCUUCAGUAGAGGCAUGGCACAGAAGAAGUCAUCUGCACAAGUGAUUAAUUCCAGUCCUCGGAAGCUUUCGCCCUUAUCAUCCCCACAGCUUGGAAUGCGCCUUAAAGCAGAGUUCAAUCCCGGAGAAAUUGACAGCGUUUUUGAAAAAUCACCUUGCAUUUCCUUUCACGACGAACACAGGGAAGAAGCUAAGCCACAAACAAUAUUACAGGUUUGUGAAAGAGAGAAAUGGAGAAAGAUGGCGCUAGCGGUGACUAUGACGAGAUUAGUAGUGUCUGUGAUUUUCGCCGGGGCAUCCUUCUUUCUCUUAGCCACCAUGAACAGUUCAUCUGUCCUCGCCACAGCUCUAGACACAACACUCACUAUGCUCACGUGUUUCGUCUUGCUGUGGAGAUUUCACGACGAAACGAGCGCGAAAAUCGCUCCUCAGAAAGAAAAGCAUGGAUCCAUUGCCUUUGGGAUAGCAUUUAUCGUGGACGCGCUGAUAACAAUUGCAUUUUCAGUGAAGCACCUGGCUGAUAAAACCAAACCAGAAGGUUCGAGCAUAAUGUGGCCAUGUCUUCUGGCUUUUUGUUUUGUCUAUUGCUUACUGGCUGGGAUGGAAUUCUGGAUAUCUUCGAAGCUUAAGAGUUCUAUUCU